This is a messenger RNA of Fomitiporia mediterranea MF3/22, 1578 nucleotides long. Its product is annotated as PAP2-domain-containing protein. NCBI's taxonomy places the organism in Eukaryota, Fungi, Basidiomycota, Agaricomycetes, Hymenochaetales, Hymenochaetaceae. The coding region runs from base 146 to 1495 and encodes 449 amino acids. The record is from RefSeq and is a predicted model, not a curated record. Gene Ontology annotation, biological process: phospholipid metabolic process. The transcript is spliced from 11 exons. Gene Ontology annotation, molecular function: phosphatidate phosphatase activity.
GCGAAAUAAGCAGUCACACGAGCAGAAAAGCACAGGAAGCGAAAAUAGUCUUGGAGAGGAGUGGAAGGGAGCUAGCGUCUCGCUUGGCUUGCAACGCCGCGCCUCUCGAUUAUUCGCAAACAACAUAGCAUGUCUUGGUCAGGUCAUGUCUUCCCCACCCUCCUUUCACUACAACGACCACCCCUCGCCUCCUAAGAUUAUUCGCACUCUCGAGGGUGCUACUACUAAUAUCGAGAGAAGUAAUUUAAACGAUAACGACGACGACAUGGCUUGGUUUACGAUUCGGAGUAACCAAGGAUUCGCGCCGCCACCACGCUCAAAGAUGUCGCGGAAACGACGAUUAGCACUCUUGAGGAGUUAUCUCCCUGAUUGGAUUCUUUGCAUCGUACUUGCUGCGGUGUUCUUCUCGUUAGAUAAGGUACCCGGGUUUAGACGGGAGUUCUCUAUUGAGGAUCCUACGUUACGAUUCCCCUUUGCCGUACAUGAACGAGUACCUCCAAUAGCGCUUUACUUCAUAGCCAUCGUCGCACCAUUCGUAAUACAGAUUAUAGUUAACGUAAUAACCAUCCGAUCAUUAUGGGACUUUCAUAACGGUACACUUGGUCUGCUGCUCGGAUUAACUCUUACGGGAGCUAUAACUCAAUUUACGAAAAUUACUGUUGGUCGACCUCGUCCAGACGUUAUUUCGAGGUGUCAGCCACCCUCUGGAAUAGUCAAUCCGGAGUACGGGCUCGUAUCGAGUGCGAUCUGUACUCAGACGGACGUAGGUAUUUUGCGUGACGGAUGGAGGAGUUUUCCAAGUGGACAUUCAAGUCUGUCGUUCGCUGGACUAGGUUUCCUGUCAUUUUAUUUGGCUGGGAAGUUACAUCUCUUUGACGAGAAUGGCCAUACCACAAAAGCAUGGAUCUCGUUAACUCCCCUUUCCGGAGCUGCACUCGUGGCCAUCUCACGAACGAUGGACUAUCGCCACCAUUGGCAAGACGUCCUCGUAGGCUCGAUCCUAGGACUCGUUAUGUCUUUCUUCGCAUACAGACAAUACUACCCUCCGCUCGGCUCACCACGCGCACAUAAGCCCUUCUCUCCACGUAUCAAACGCGAACGCACUGCAGAUGAGAACGAGAGUACUCCGUCAGACGAGUCGAAUGCACCUAUUUUGCCUACGCUUCGACCUGGAUUUAGCGGUGGUAGUUUGAGGGGGAGUAAGGACAAUAUAGGAGGAGGUACGGGAGCGGGAGUGGGAAGGAAUAGUGAGGAAGUGUUGACCCACCCUGCUGUUCCGCAUAUGCAUAUUAUGCACGGCGAACAUAUGCGCGGACCAUCGGAUUCGUAUACGCAGUAUGGGAUGUAUCGUGACGAUGAGGGCGUUGAGGAUUUACAGCAACAACAGCAACGAGCGAACCUCCCGAACCCAGGAGGGCUGGACGAACAAGGUAAGGGAAGACAUAUGAGAGAUGUUUCGGACGACGUGGAGAUGGGUGGGGUUGGAAUGCGAUGAUCUUGGGCGCUCCUCUUUUCCGUUUGAUAGAACCAUACAUUUUGUUUGCUUGCUUGGCACCUGGAAAAUACAUAGGUAUUAAU